UCCUGGCCUACCGCCGCCUGGCUUGAAUGGCCCUGUUAACGUUCCUAUCGUCCCACUUUCUGACGCGUCCGUUGUUUUCGGGCUUGGACCAAGAGGUGCACCGGUUGAUCGCGAAUUUGGUACUGGUAGUGGUUUUGGCCCCCGUGUGAUGACUGAUCAGAGGGAGUUUGGUGGGGAUGUUGUUAGUAGUGGUGAGCAGCCUCCCAGGUUUAGUGGACUUUCGUCAUCGUCUGUUGGUGCGUUUGGAGGGUUCCACGGGCAUGGGCAUGGACACGUUCGGUGAUGUCGGAAUUGGAGGGUUUGGCAGGUUUGGCGGUAGCAGUGGUACGUUUGGAGGAAAGGAGGGAAGGGACGAGUAUGGGAAUGAUGUGGCUACCCCCACUGCUACGGGUAUUGCGGCGGGUGCGAACGUUGUUGUGUUUGGGGCUGACGAUCUGCCUGCAUUACCUUUCCUGGGUUCGUCGAGCUCAAGACCGCAUUCUGCCUGGAGGAGUGAUAUUGGAGAGGGUAUGGGUGGGCACGAGUCGUCAACGAAGGCGGAUGGUGGUGAAGGUGGGGAGGAUGAUUCGUUGCUGAAGUCGAUGACUACCUCGUCUUCGUACUCCUCGUCUUUGCCUUUGUCUGCUGGACGUGACUUCGAUGUGCAUGUGGAUGCGGAUGAGGGAGAAGUCGAUACCAUUGAUCCCGAUGCGACGUUUGUGGCGUCCGAGGUGCAGCAACAGCAAGGCGCUGACGAGAAGGGAUUGAGAGGACCAUCUAGGGCCGUGUCUCCUAUUGCUCGUUCGAACACCUCCAACCCCCGGGCGUCACCUGUUCAUCCGACAUCGACAUCAUCUAAUGCUCCGAUUUCGCUGGAGUCGAUCUGGAAGAGGGACUCGUCCCCUUUAAUUGCUGUCGUUUCGCAGUCCGCCUCCGCAUUAUCCCGCCCAUCAUCAUCUUCAUCUAGGGCCAUUCGACCCCCUUCGUCAUCAUCUUCAGCUUCGGCGUCGUCUUUGACUUCUUCGGCUCUUUUCUCUCAGGAUUUGGAGGCGAGAUUUGAAGGUUUUUCGAUCGGACCGAUCACCGCUGGUGCCGGGUCUAACGGUGUUGGCACUGGCUUGGGUUUGAAUAGGCCACAGAGGGACGGGGAGUCCAGUCCGCCAGUGUCCGGUAGUCCGCCUCUUCCGCAUAAUGGUGUUCCCAUGUCAUCUGUUUAUAUGGGGAAUUCGACGUUUUCGCCCUUUGGAAAUGAUCCCCUGCCUCCUUCCUCGACAACGAGCUCGCCUCCUUUGACUAAUGGUGGGAUUACGUCAUCCUUUGUGGACAAGAAUGAUCCUAUCGUGUCGCCCACUUCCAUCUCAUCUUCGUCUUUCGCUGUUACCGCUCCUGCUGCCGGUAGUCUUCAUUCGCAAAUGCAUCCUCCAUCGCAUCUUCCUCAUCUUAACAAUACUAACAAUAACGGCAAUUUUCACAAUUUUAACAAUCAUCAUCAAACGCAUGCUGCACUUCAUCAACUUCAUCUUCAACCGCAUCCUUCUUUAUUCAACAAUCACCAGCAUCAACAUCAUCUUCAUUCGCUUCAGCAGCAGCAGCAGCUAGGGCGUGUUUUGGAUCGGUACGACGGAGUAGUAAUGGGGCCGUCGUCGUCAUCGAUGUCGAGUUCUCUGUACGGCGUUCCUCCUGGACUCGGUAGUGGUGGUGGUGGUGGUGAUGGACAGGGUCGUCUCUUAUGAUAAAGACCGGUUAUCAUAUUGGCAAGACGCGCUUGUUCGUCAGCUCGGUAUUCAUUGUUCCAUAGAUUCCAUAAAACACCGAUUUCGAAAUAUUUAU
Cantharellus anzutake is the source of this 1809-nucleotide messenger RNA. RefSeq lists its product as uncharacterized. The transcript is spliced from 3 exons. The record is from RefSeq and is a predicted model, not a curated record. NCBI's taxonomy places the organism in Eukaryota, Fungi, Basidiomycota, Agaricomycetes, Cantharellales, Hydnaceae. The coding region runs from base 177 to 1712 and encodes 511 amino acids.